Messenger RNA from Schistosoma curassoni, 166 nucleotides. NCBI's taxonomy places the organism in Eukaryota, Metazoa, Platyhelminthes, Trematoda, Strigeidida, Schistosomatidae. The record is from the annotation of a GenBank genome assembly.
AUGAUUCAUGCAAGAUUAUCAGUAUCUGGUUGUGGAGUUCUAAUGAGAAAUCGUGACCAGUGGAGCAAAUCCAUGUUGAGUAGAGACAAGUAUCUACAUCAGUACAAUGGAAGAUGGUCGCGCAAUUUCGUGGAUUGGUUAAGGUUAAACACUAACACCGUUGGAU